This is a messenger RNA of Mesorhabditis spiculigera, 594 nucleotides long. Lineage: Eukaryota; Metazoa; Nematoda; Chromadorea; Rhabditida; Rhabditidae. The record is from the annotation of a GenBank genome assembly.
AUGUUUUAUGCGAAGUCGUGUUUUUUUGGUGAGGAUCUGCGCAAGGAGAAGCAACGCCGCUACAGCUACGAGAAGAGCUUGAAGGAAGCGCUGGCAACGGCCGAAAGAAACCGGACGAUCAACCCGGAGGACGAUGAAGCGCUACGUGAACUGUACAUGAUCCAGCUGCGCCACUGGGCGAUGAAGGCCCUCGACGAGCUCGAUUCCAUCGAAGAAGAACUCCCGAUGGCCCGAAUGAUGGCUGAGAGAGCAGCGGCCGGCAUCACCACCGACGAGCCCAAGCCGCCGCCCACCAAGCUCAAGCCGUUCAUCAUCGCCCGGAAUCGAGAGCAGAAGCGCGUGUUCGGACUCGGCUACCCGUCGGUGCCCACGCUGACCGUUGACGAAUGGGCCGAGGGGAUGAUGAAGGGCGGCAGUUGGGGAAAUUCAAAGCCCGACCCAGCCGCUGAAGCCGCCGCAAAAGCCCACGCCGACCUCGACGACCCCGAGAUGCAGGACGCCGUCGACCCGGACGAGGUGCGAGCCCGGCAGAUGAACUGGGACGAGUACAAGGACACGCAUCGACGCGGCUGGGGCAACACGCACAACAAAGGA